This is a messenger RNA of Plasmodium malariae, 897 nucleotides long. RefSeq names its product conserved Plasmodium protein, unknown function. NCBI's taxonomy places the organism in Eukaryota, Apicomplexa, Aconoidasida, Haemosporida, Plasmodiidae. The record is from RefSeq and is a predicted model, not a curated record. The coding region runs from base 1 to 897 and encodes 298 amino acids. The transcript has 12 exons.
AUGAAUCUGCCACUUAAAAUUUUAAAUUAUUUUUCACUCUAUUUGUUAAUCGAACUAUGUUUAUUUAGAAUCAGUUGUUCAAGUUCAGACAUUAAGAAAGAUGUAUCAGAAACAAGUUGGACAAUCAAUAUUCCCAACGGUCCAGUAGAUUUACCCUUUGAGAGAAAAUUAAAUUUAGGAUUGAGAAAAUAUAAGCACAAUUUCCCUUAUGAACCAGCUGACAAUUAUAUGCAAAAUGAAAUGAACGAAGACGCAAAAGAACUAACGGAUCAUAAAACAAAUUUUCCUGGAAGAGAAGCUGAAAAUUAUUCCAUACCUGAUGAAGUCAAUUAUGAGCAUCCCCAAUGGCUUGAAGAUAUGAUCAGAUUGUCAAAUAAAAGCAAAGACACCUUGGAAUCCUUAGGGCUAGAGAAUUUGCCAGACGUAAAUGUAUGUAAACAAAUAAAACAUAUAAAAGAACAAAUGCUAUGUAUACUUGAAGCACUUGAAGACAUAAAGGAGGUUUAUCAAAAUGCAAAGGAAAUAACUUCCUUAACAGCGAGGGUUUUAGCUGGAGGAAGACUAGCCGUACGAGCUCUGUCAAGACUGAAAACAUUGGCGUCCACAUUUGAAAAUAGGCAGCUAAUGAAAAAAUUAGGAACUCCAUUGGCUACAUUAAUACUGCUACAACGGGAAAGCACAUCGGACAGGAACAGGUGGAUAUGUGGAUCUAUCUUAACCCUUCUAACUGAUUUACCUGUGGUGUCCGACUUAGCUGAUAUAAAAACAGGGUCUUAUGGUCAUGUGAAUGUCAUUAUGCCCAGACAAUCUAGGGUAAGAAACCCUGACAGAAACAUUUUAAAAUUAAGAGAGGGAGCUUCUCCUUCUAGUCUAAUAAAUGGAUAUACAACAAGUUAA